Molecule: messenger RNA, 5901 nt
Organism: Haliotis rufescens (red abalone)
Lineage: Eukaryota; Metazoa; Mollusca; Gastropoda; Lepetellida; Haliotidae
Product: probable D-lactate dehydrogenase, mitochondrial
Exons: 12
Coding region: 82-1557 (491 amino acids)
Biological process (GO): lactate catabolic process
Cellular component (GO): mitochondrion
Molecular function (GO): FAD binding; D-lactate dehydrogenase (NAD+) activity; D-lactate dehydrogenase (cytochrome) activity
Source: RefSeq, a predicted model, not a curated record
CUUUACUUGUGCGGGUCAAGGUCACUUAGACAAGCACUUCUGCGAAUGUACGACGAACAGUCAGAAUAAGUUGGCAACAAAAUGUGGACCCGGCAAUUCUCUCAAAAACUAUUUGCGCUUGUUCGAUCAAGCACAUCACCUUACUCGUGCAGGAAUGCACAUGCACAGAAAUCUGAGGUGUCAGAUCGGUUUGUGCAAGCCCUGUCUGAUGUUGUCGGAGGUUCAAAUGUUUCCACUGCAAUGGCAGUGAGAGAACAGCAUGGGAGGGACGAGUCGUAUCAUGAAUGCUCCCCACCAGAUGUUGUUGUGUUUGCUGAGAGCACGGAGCAUGUGAGCCAGAUUGCCAAGCUGUGUAAUGAUAAUGAGGUCCCGCUCAUCCCCUUUGGCACAGGGACAGGCUUGGAAGGAGGGAUCAAUGCUUUCAGGGGUGGCGUGACUCUGGAUCUGAGUAAGAUGGAUAAGAUACUGUCAGUGCAUCAGGAGGACUUUGAUGCAGAAGUAGAGGCAGGGGUGUCACGUCAAGGGUUAAACGCCUACCUUCGUGACACAGGAUUGAUGUUCCCAAUUGAUCCGGGAGCAGACGCCUCUCUGUGUGGAAUGUGUGCCACCAGUGCGUCAGGCACCAAUGCAGUGAGGUACGGGACGAUGAGGGAGAACGUCCUCAACAUGGAGGUCGUGAUGGCAGACGGCAGAGUUAUAAACACAGCUGGGAAGGGCAGACGUACAAAGAAGACAUCUGCAGGCUACAACCUGACGAACCUGUUUGUGGGCUCCGAGGGCACCCUGGGCAUCAUCACCAAGGCCACACUACGUCUCUAUGGCAUACCUGAAGCAACCGUUUCGGCCGUGGUCCACUUUGAGACAGUCCAGGGGGCAGUGGACACGACUGUCAACGUCCUGCAGUGUGGCAUCCCCAUGGCCAGAAUAGAAUUCUUGGAUGAAGUUACUAUUGAUGCCUUCAACAAGUACAGCAAGUUUGACAUGAAAGUGGCGCCCUCUCUCUUCCUGGAGUUCCACGGGCCUGCCAGUGGCCUGGAUAACCAAGUCAGUGUUGUGGAGGAACUGUGUCAGAUGAAUGGCGGCUCGGACUUCCGCUGGGCCAAGGAUGCUGAAGAGAGAAACAGACUGUGGAGGGCCAGGCAUGACAUCAUCUAUGCGUGUAUGGCUCUGAAACCAGGAUCAAAGCCCUAUUCAACUGAUGUCUGCGUGCCCAUCUCCAGACUGCCUGAAGUCAUCCUCAAGUCUAAGGAUUUCAUCAAUGAAGCGGGAGUAAUAGGCCCCAUAGUUGGGCAUGUAGGAGACGGCAAUUUCCACGUCUUCUUCCCAGUUGACCGCACUGACCCUGAAGACGUUCAAAAGGUCAAGGACGUUGCUGUUAAAAUGGCCAAACUCGGUCUGUCUAUGGAUGGGACUUGCACAGGGGAGCAUGGUAUAGGCAUCGGCAAGAGGAUGUUGCUUCGGGAGGAGAUCGGCGAUACAACUCUAGGGGUCAUGCAGCAACUCAAGACAACCUUUGACCCAAAGGGUAUACUUAACCCUGGCAAGGUCUUGGUUUAAGGACAUAAUUCCACAGACUGAAGAAUAGUCAACAGAACUCAGUCUUGUCAAUCGAUGAAUAAUGAACUGAGGUGAAAAUUUAAAUAGUAAACUUGUUGUUGACUUAUGACACAAUUGUACAAUAAGCAAUGAUUUCAAAUGAUAUUGUAUCAUAUACUUGGGAUUACUUUAUACAGGUUUGUCAUCAUACAUGCUCGGCACGUGUAGACUCAUAGUGGAUCGAAUAUCCAUCAUGUGGACAUAUGAUGACAAAGUAGUGGUAUAUGUUGGUUGUUGUCAUGAGUCAGCUGAUAAUGUAACUGAAACCACUCAAAUAUUCAGUUCACUUGUACCUGACUGUAUUAGAUAUUUUGUGAGAACAGUUUGAAUAUUUAUAGGAUAUAUUUGCCACAUUUGUAUUUACUGGUUUUUGUUAAUACUGACAAAGUAUGUGGAUGCAUGAUAUGUGCCUUAUCAGUUAUAAGCCACUCCAAACGGUGGUUUCUGCAGACAAUAAAUGGCAGUUUUUUCGUCUCCCUGCAAAUCGCUGCACGGUGAUCCAGAUAGCUGCAUGUUUGGGUCAGAUGUGAGUUGCUUGUUGACGUAAACACGUUAGAACUUACAAACUCAAACGUUUAACUACACACUACAUUAUUGCCCAAUGUGGCCUUGGAUUCCUGUAUUUGUUUGCAGACCUUUAUUUAGUGAUUGAACACAGCCCCACCUGUACAUGAACCUCUGCUUACAUGGGUUCCAACAGGGUACUGAAGGUCUGCAACUUGCCUCACAUGCAGUUGUAUAACUGAAUUAAGUACACUCAUUAAGUUUGUUAUGCUUUAUUCUUUAUGGCAUCAGUUUUCUGGAAUGUAUUCAUUGUUUGUUACAGACUGCUCAUGAUGUUCUGUGAUGGUGGUUUUGUGUGUUGGUGGUAUUAUAUUCUUUCUUUGUAUGGCUUUUUCUUUUGGCUUUGGGGAAAUACAGGUUGGAAAACAGUGAAAUACUCCACAGUUAAUUGCAGCAUAAAUACCUCACUGAUACACUCAGGAGAUCUCAGAUAUUAAACACACAAAAGAGAUAUAGUGAAGGAUUUGUUUUCGGGUUGUGAGAUAUUGAACUCCUGUAAUGAAGCAUUUAGUCUCGAUGUGUGAGAAACAUGAUAGCGAUAUUGCAAAGUAUUUGUGAGACUAAGGACAUGGCCUACCUUCAGCUCGUAGACAUGCCCUUCAGUCCAUCUACCUCUGUAGCAUGCAUAAAAUAACUCAUUCAUGGAGACAGGUACUCCAUUACGUUUAACAUGUCAUGUGUAGAUACACAAUCAGGUUGGCAACAAUUUUAUGUGGUGCCUUUAUGUGGUGAGCUCAGGAUUUGACAAGUAUGCUGGUCAAGUGAGAUGAGUAUAUUGGUCCCCAAGACAAGUAUGCUGGUCCGCUAGACAAGUAUGUUGGUCAAGUGAGAUGAGUAUAUUGGUCCCCAAGACAAGUAUGCUGGUCCGCAAGACAAGUAUGUUGGUCAAGUGAGAUGAGUAUAGGUCUGCUGGACAAGUAUGCUGGUCUGCUGGACAAGUAUGCUGGUCAAGUGAGAUGAGUAUAUUGGUCCGCUAGACAAGUAUGCUGGUCAAGUGAGAUGAGUAUAUUGGUCCGCUAGACAAGUAUGCUGGUCCGCAAGACAAGUAUGCUGGUCAAGUGAGAUGAGUAUAUUGGUCCGCUAGACAAGUAUGCUGGUCCGCAAGACAAGUAUGCUGGUCAAGUGAGAUGAGUAUAUUGGUCCGCUAGACAAGUAUGCUGGUCAAGUGAGAUGAGUAUAUUGGUCCGCUGGACAAGUAUGCUGGUCCGUUAGACAAGUAUGCUGGUCAAGUGAGAUAAGUAUUGGUCCACUAGACAAGUAUGCUGGUCAAGUGAGAUAAGUAUUGGUCCACUAGACAAGUAUGCUGGUCAAGUGAGAUAAGUAUUGGUCCACUAGACAAGUAUGCUGGUCAAGUGAGAUGAGUAUAUUGGUCGGCUAGACAAGUAUGCUGGUCCGUUAGACAAGUACGUUGGUCAAGUGAGAUGAGUAUUGGUCCGCUAGACAAGUAUGCUGGUCCGCUAGACAAGUAUGCUGGUCAAGUGAGAUGAGUAUAUUGGUCCGCUAGACAAGUAUGUUGGUCGGCUAGACAAGUACGUUGGUCAAGUGAGAUGAGUAUUGGUCCGCUAGACAAGUAUGCUGGUCCGCUAGACAAGUAUGCUGGUCAAGUGAGAUGAGUAUAUUGGUCCGCUAGACAAGUAUGUUGGUCAAGUGAGAUAAGUAUUGGUCCGCUAGACAAGUAUGCUGGUCAGGUGAGAUAAGUAUAGGUCUGCUGGACAAAUAUGCUGGUCAAGUGAGAUGAGUAUUGGUCCACUAGACAAGUAUGCUGGUCAGGUGAGAUGAGUAUAGGACUGCUUGACAAGUAUGCUCGUCAAGUGAGAUGAGUAUAUUGGUCCACUAGACAAGUAUGCUGGUCAGGUGAGAUGGGUAUAGGUCUGCUAGACAAGUACGGUAUGCUGGUCAGGUGAGAUGAGUAUAGGUCUGCUGGACAAGUAUGCUGGUCCAUCAGACAAACACUAGUAAUGGUAAAUAUUAAUUAGGACCAGUAACUUGAAAUCAAGGCUGUCCAAAUUGCUUGUGCUAAAUAUGAAAGUGACUUUUUGUUUUUGAAAAGAAUGAAAGAACAGUAAUUGAUAGAGUAUGUGUGCAAAAACGAUGAUAAUGUGGCACAAUUGUUUUAACCAAAUGCUUUGCUAUCUAACACAUUUUCUAUGGGACCAGUGAUUUUCCUGUGACAUGUGCCCUGUUGCCCAUGAAACAGGUGAGACCCUGUGAUCUCCAGGGACGUGCUGUUCAAUCAAUCAUGGGCACAAGCACAGCUAAGUCAUGUGCAUGCAGCUCAAAUAUUAUUCCAAGCAUGUUAAACAGUACCGCUAUGUCAUCAUCAGGGUGACUUUGUACACAUGAAAUCAUAAGGUCACCUUUAUAUCACAAAAAAAGUUCUAUUACAAAACAAACAAUUUCGUUGGUCGGAUGAAUUUUGGUUGUUGAUUAUCCAACCACUCCAGCCCAAAUUCACAAUUUUACUAAUUAAAAUAAAGAAGAAGUGCAUGUUAAGAAUGAAAUAAAUCACAAUCGUCACUGCUGGUCAUCAGGGCAGUUUACAUCAAAAAGUGCAAUUAUGGAAUGGAUUAUAACUAUGGCCAAAAUAUAUACAGUCAAACACCGUUGUGUUGAAGUUGAAGGGACCUACGUAAAUAGUUCGACUUAUCUGAGGUUUGACACAACCGAAAAUGAUAUAUAAAGAAGGAAAGAGGGACCAAGCUUUUUCUAUAAGACAACCAUACGUUUGACACAUUAAAGUUCAACACAGCUGUGUUUGACUUUAGAUAAAACUGUAAAGUAUGUAAAACUAGAAAACUAGAGUUGUGAUUAUUUUAUGGUAGGUAAAUGUUUCUGGUAAUUUCACUUUACUUCUGUAUUUUCCUUGGUCCCAUAGUUGACAAUAGUUGAGGGUACUUAAUCAUGUUGUGUCAGUGUGUGCUGAAACAUGGAAACCAGCUGUAAAUGGGAUUCCUACUUUGUCAACAACUUCAUGAUCUCACAGUCUACUUGGAUGUAUAGAAUUAAUAUUGUGUCAUGUUAAUAGGUUUGCAAAGUUGUCAUUUGAACGACAAAAAUCUUUUCCCGUGUUAGGUCACUUAUCUUACAGACUUUUUUUUCGCAUUUUCCCACAAACUGUAGGAUCUGUUUUUGAUUGAAAUAGAAUUCGAAAAACAAAAUUGAUUUUCACAUGAUCACAUUAAUAAGAGACUUUUUUCUCCUUAUUUACCAAUUUCAAAGUGUUUUUCAUAACUGCAAUUUGUUAACGGAUAGAGAGGAAAAAUUCUUUUGUGAAAUAUUAGGUUGAUGAAUGAGUAUGAAGUACCGGUAAUAUAAAACCAAAUGCCCCAACAUGUCAAGUCAGUAUUGAUGAUGUUGAUUGAAAACUGCUUGGCUGAUACGAUAGUUACAGAAGCAUGGCCCUGAGAUCUGUUGUAUUUAGUCUUUGCUAUUGUUAAUCCCAACUCAACUAAUAGGAUCUUCAUAGUUGCCUGCCAAUGAAUCAUUCAUGUAUCAUAAUCAUUACAUUCCUUAUUGGUAUAGUACCACUGCGAUAGCACUCCUUUCAAAUACUCUGCUUUAAUUAAAUAUUUCUGUAUGAUUCUUUAAAUACCAGUACUGUAAAAUGAAAUUAAAGUUAAAAUUUGUUAAAAGGUUGUGCUGAUGUCAAGAAAUGUGAAUCGACGCAUGUGACUUCAAAUAGAGCUUUUGAAAAUAGGAAUGUGUUCCCGGACAGCUCUUCACUUUGUAAAUGUUGGUAUA